AUGCAGACACAAGACGCGUACGAUCGGUUCACGGAGAUUUGCCGUAAUUCCGACGAAUAUCCUCAAGUACAGCUCAGGAAACAAGAACCUCAUGAAGCUCUCUUCGGUGAACGGCAAUAUAGAAGCCUCCUAGAGAGGGAGUGCUCCUUGUUUGACCGCGCGGCAUCUGUGAUAACGUUCUGGGAGACUGGAAGACGAAAUCAAUUCCCUGAUGAGGAAGAAGCCAUUUGGGAUAUGGAGACCCUUUGGUCACACCUGCACCGCGGUGAUCAAGACCCGCACGUUCGUCACGUUUUUGUUAGCGCAGAUAACUCGAGAUCGCCGUUGAGUUGCUCUAUGGAUAUGUUCAAAUUAGUUUGCUCAUAUCACCAAGUUAACCCCUCCUUCUUGGAGCCAGUACACGCCUUCGGACGACAGAGCGAGCCUCUCGAUCUCUGUCUGGCUCAGUUCAAAGGCAGCGACACGCUCAACUGUCUCACUGAAGGCCUCCCAGAGCUUCCUAAGAUCGGCCGUUCCGGUCGCGAAAUACAACUGUCUUAUCUUCUCCGCUCCGUCGAAUCUUCCGAAAGUGGCAAAGGGGUCUGGGACUGGCAGAUUCGUCAAGUUGCGAACUAUCACUCCUUCGACGUGGAAACUGGACGGGCCUUUUGGUUCACCGUCAAGGCAGACGAUGUUUUUGAAGACCGGAUCAAGAAAACAAGCCCUCUCCUCAGAAUUCCAGCCAAGACUGAAACACAAGAUGGAGAUGUUUCUCUCUAUCUUCAGGCGUCAUUAGCUACUCACUUGGUUUACCUCUGCUGGUGCGAUGAGAAUUGGCGACAGUUCAUCAACGAGACCGAGGCAGGGAUUCGAGCGAUUGUAACGCCAGCCAGCAAAGCGAUUGUCGAUGAUCUCAUUGACAGGGAGUCCAGCCUCUUAAGUGCGUACCCAAAGCCUUUGAGAGACUCCCGUAGCCAAACUAUGUACUCGCACAGUCAAUCCAUGUCGGGCACUUUGGCCACCACUAUUGACCCUGAGAAGAACAAGAUGUCGAUGUUAUCCCGGGUGGCAAACGGGACGUCUUCAACUCUGAGCUCUUGGCUGAGACAGGAGAAGCCAAAACAGACGGAUCCGGAGCUCGGUGGCCAUUGCACUGCUUGUACUACGGACACAAGUUCACCGCCUCCCCAGCCAGACACAUGGGAGGUUCUCAACCAGUUUCGGUUCAAAGACGUGCAGACCUUGCACAAGCACUCUGAAAUCAUUCAUCGAGCUUCUCUAGCUCUGGAACUUGAUAUUGGUGUCCUUAAUGACAUCUGCACAUUCUACAGUCACACCGCCGCCGCCGAGUUUCGCGGAAAGAUUGCAUGUGAAGGAGCAAUCAGCAACUUCAUCAAAGAAGUCCAAUCUAUCGCGAGGAGAUUGGAAACACGACUGCAACAAAUGCGCUGCUUGGCCAUCACCCUUGGUCAAAGCAUACAGCUGUAUGAGCGAUUACUCCAGCAGCGUACCAGUCAUAUCGGUAAUUGGUUCGCGGAAAUAGCGCACGAGAACACGAAGCAGAUGCAAGUCAUAACAGAUAAGACGUUGAAGGAAACGACGUCGAUGCAUGUCAUCACGAUCGCGACACUAAUCUUUCUGCCGGCCACUUUCGUUGCAACUUUCUUCCAGAGUGGAGUGUUGCUUUGGAAAGAAGAUGGGCCAGACGACAUGACAAGACCAUUCAUCUGGAAGCGUGAUAGCUUAAUGCUCUUCUUAAGCUUCUGUGGUCCUCUGACCGCGGCAACCAUCGGCGGCUGGUUAUUCAUGUGUGUAAGACUGAGAAAAAGUGCACGGCGGAAAUUGUAA
Molecule: messenger RNA, 1827 nt
Organism: Colletotrichum costaricense
Lineage: Eukaryota; Fungi; Ascomycota; Sordariomycetes; Glomerellales; Glomerellaceae
Exons: 5
Coding region: 1-1827 (608 amino acids)
Source: RefSeq, a predicted model, not a curated record